AUGAUUGUAAACUUGAUACUCGGAGUUCUGCUCGCCGCUGGCCCAGCACGCUCCUCUCUUGACGUACAGCUCCCUUCUGGUACUUUCACGGGACAAAACAUCAAUGGCUUGGAUCGUUGGCUGGGAAUACCAUUCGCUCUUCCGCCGGUGGGCGAUCUAAGGUUCAAAGCUCCGGUUCCUGUCCCUACGAAUUCCUCCCGGGUCCAACGCGAUGCCACGACCUUCGGGAACGCUUGUCCCCAGCCUCCCGGUGAUCUUGGCGCCAGUGUUAGUGAGGACUGUCUCUUUCUCAAUAUCUGGAGGCCAGAGGAGAUCAAUAGUAAGGAAGGACUUCCCGUUUUGUUUUGGAUCCAUGGCGGCGCAUAUACCAACGGCGCAGCGUCAAGUCCUUCUUUUGACCCUACCCGUAUCCUGAACCGAAGUAUCGAAAUCGGAAAACCUAUUUUGUUCGUCUCUACGAAUUACCGGCUCAAUACCUUUGGCUUUCUGUCUAGCGCCAACGUCCCUCCGGAAGACCUCAACGCAGGUUUGUUGGAUCAGCGGCAAGCCCUAACAUUCGUUCAUGAGAAUAUACGUGCUUUUGGCGGCGAUCCGUCCAAGGAAAUAUAUGAACAGGUCACGAUUUGGGGACAGUCCGCUGGUGCCGGAAGUGUCGAAGCCCACUUUGUGUUCCCUGCCUCUUUCGCGCUCUUCCGGGCUGGAAUCGCAGACUCAUCGACAGGACCCUUCAAAAACUCCCCAAAUGCCAGCACAUAUGAUAAACCAGGGAAACCGUUUGACAGAUUGCUCACGCAGACGGGCUGUGCUGUCGGUUCAGGAUCUGUGGAGUGUUUGAGGAAUGUACCUUUUGAGACCUUGAUGAGUAUCAGUAACACGAUGAUUGCGAAUACGCUCAAUAGUCAAUUAUGGCAACCCUCCGUCGGACCACCAGGCAGUUUUGUCCCAGAGCGAGCAUCAACUAAAAUUCAAAGGGGUGACUUCCUACACCUCCCCUACAUUGGCGGUACAAAUGUGAACGAAGGAGCCACCUUCAGCGUCAGCUUACUCGGCCUCAACAUUUCUGCCAGCGAUGAAGAUGCAGCUUUUGACAACUUCGUGAAUCACCUCGUGAUUGACAACAGCACUCUUACCCCAGAUCUGUUCGCGGAACUCCACCAACUAUGGCCGGCCAAUGAUUCUUCUCUCGGAGCGCCAUUCAACACAGGAGAUUCCCUUUUUGACAGGGGAGAGGCGUGGUAUACCGACGAAAUGUUCCUAUCCCCAAGGAGAUUAUUCUUUGAACACGCGAGUUCAUUGCAGCCGAUGUAUGCUUAUUACUUCAGAGAGUUCAUACCAGGGAACAAUCCGGUAUUUGGCGUAUCGCAUGCGUCGGAGUUGCCCUUGCUUUUCGGACCCGUGCCUACGGAUGUGGAGGAUGUGUUCGCCAAUCAAAUGCUGGACUUUUAUAUCAAUUUUAUUUGGGAUCUCAAUCCCGGAAGUGAGCGUGCCUGGAAACGGUAUACACCGACGUCAAAACAUGUCUUGCAGCUCCUGCGAAACAACAUCACCAUGAUUCCCGAUGAUUGGGAUGUGGACAAGACGGACUUUUUGAAUUCGCCGUUUGUUUUGAAUGAGUUUGAGAAAUGA
This is a messenger RNA of Desarmillaria tabescens, 1626 nucleotides long. Its product is annotated as alpha/beta-hydrolase. The record is from RefSeq and is a predicted model, not a curated record. The transcript has 15 exons. NCBI's taxonomy places the organism in Eukaryota, Fungi, Basidiomycota, Agaricomycetes, Agaricales, Physalacriaceae. Bases 1 to 1626 code for a protein of 541 amino acids.